Molecule: messenger RNA, 1008 nt
Organism: Penicillium macrosclerotiorum
Lineage: Eukaryota; Fungi; Ascomycota; Eurotiomycetes; Eurotiales; Aspergillaceae
Product: thiamine diphosphokinase
Exons: 3
Coding region: 1-1008 (335 amino acids)
Biological process (GO): thiamine diphosphate biosynthetic process; thiamine metabolic process
Molecular function (GO): thiamine diphosphokinase activity; thiamine binding; ATP binding
Source: RefSeq, a predicted model, not a curated record
AUGGAGUUUGAUCCGAGUCGUUUUUUCCGCGCAGAUGGGAGUCCCUCGCCCUAUGCCCUGCUCGUUCUCAACCAGCCAAUCAACGAACGGGCGUUUGCGGUACUAAGUGAACAUACGUCUCAUAUUGUGUGUGCUGAUGGUGCCUCAAAUCAUUUUUAUGACCUAAUGAAGGCUCAAGGAAAAGAGUCUACUGAACUCCCCGAUGCCAUCGUUGGCGAUCUGGACUCGAUCCUUCCAUCCGUGAGAAAGCACUACGAGGAGCUAGGGGUAUUCAUCCUGCAAGAUGAAGAUAAAUAUAGCCCGGACUUCAGCAAGUGCCUCAAAUACCUGAAUGAGCAUGCAGCAGAAAUCAUUGCUGCCCCCCGAUAUAAUGCACGAGAGUCUCCAAGCAAUGGCCAACCACCUGCCAAGAUGAGAAAACCAACCCAACCCUCAUCGGACCCUAUGCUUGACAUAGUGGCUUUGGGCGGCUUGGGCGGCCGGGUCGAUCAAGCCUUUUCACAGAUCAGCCACCUCUACAUGGUGGCCCAGACACAGCGAGAGCUACGUGAAGCACGGGGUUGUCAAAGUGAGAGUGACGAUGAACAGAAGGUCGUCGACCCGGCUGCUGGCGGUAACCUCUAUCUGGUCUCCGAGGAGAGCGUCACAUUCAUUCUCCAAGAGGGGAAGAACGUCAUCCACACGCCUUGUACAAACCGGACAGACCUUGAAAACCCUCCACCCUCGGCGGAGUGCCUGUCUGACGAGCCGGAAGUCGGGCAAAAGCGAAAGCGGGCGGAAAAGGCUGAGCAGGAAUUCUUUUUCGAAGAGAACAUCGGCAUCAUUCCGCUGUCAGGACCGACAUCGAUUUCUACGAAGGGGUUCAACUGGGAUGUGCAGGACUGGCCCACGAAACUGGGCGGGCAGAUAUCGACCAGCAAUUACAUCCGGGCCGACAAGGUCGAGGUCGAAGCUUCGAAGCCCGUCCUGUUUACAGUGGAGCUGGCACAGAGAUUGAAAAGAGCAUGA